Messenger RNA from Elaeis guineensis (African oil palm), 511 nucleotides. NCBI's taxonomy places the organism in Eukaryota, Viridiplantae, Streptophyta, Magnoliopsida, Arecales, Arecaceae. The record is from RefSeq and is a predicted model, not a curated record.
GUCCUAACUUGAACGGUCUUUUUGGGAGGCAAUCUGGUACCACCCCUGGUUAUUCUUACUCUACUGCAAACAAGAACAUGGCCGUGAUAUGGGGGGAAUCAACUUUAUAUGACUACCUACUUAAUCCCAAAAAGUAUAUUCCUGGUACAAAGAUGGUUUUCCCUGGUCUGAAGAAGCCUCAAGAACGUGCAGAUCUGAUUGCGUAUCUUAAGGAAUCCACAGCAUCAUAAGUCAUGUUCAGUCGGCAAUUCCUCUCUUUUUUCUUUUUUUGUCUAAUAAGAUUUCCAAUAAAACCUGGAAAAUGGUUUGCUUGCUUGAGGUUACUAAUUUUUUUUGGCCUCUUCUCAGGGCAUUGUUUCCUCCAAGAUGCAUUCAUUUUGCUGUAAAAUAGUUGCUGUGGUGCCGUUGCAUGACACCCCAGCAACCUUUCUAAGAUGAUGGUACGUUGUGCUGUGCUUCUAAGCUGAUUUAUGUGUAGAUUUUUGUGAAAUUUCAAAUGGUCUGAAUCUUU